This is a messenger RNA of Histoplasma capsulatum G186AR, 1023 nucleotides long. RefSeq lists its product as uncharacterized. The transcript has 3 exons. Bases 1 to 1023 code for a protein of 340 amino acids. NCBI's taxonomy places the organism in Eukaryota, Fungi, Ascomycota, Eurotiomycetes, Onygenales, Ajellomycetaceae. The record is from RefSeq and is a predicted model, not a curated record.
AUGUGGGAUGAUCAUCUCAUCUUUCUAAAAUGGCUAGCUCGCGGCUGCGAAUAUCUUUCUUAUCCACCGCUUUACCCGCCAAUUGUGUUGACCUCUAGCUUGAAGAAUCAGAUUGGCAUUCUGUUCCAUAAAGGCUCUCCCAGUGGAAAAGAAAAAUUUGACACCACUCUCCCAAGGAGCUGUUACAUUCCUACGAUGUCCCCGAGAACUUCUGAGAUGCUGCGAAUGAGAGCCUAUGGAGACAGCAAAAACCAGCCUGCUCAAUUCGCAAAAACGAAACAUCUCUUCCUUCGACAAGACGUUGUCAAAUGCCAAACAGAGCUAGGAAGAGGAGACUGCGUUGAAGCUGGGUCGUGUAGAGGUUUUUUUGAAACGGACAGAACUUUGUGUCCUCAAGGAGAUGGUCCCAAAGAACCAUGGCCAUGUAUAGGACCUAAUGACGUUCAAUGCUGUGUGAAAAAUGAAAACAUUAACAAUAACUCCUCUGUAUCCACCUCACAUUCUACGACGUCAUCUACUACAUUUUCAUUGCCUCUUGCGACACCCUCAAUCCCAACUACUACAACCAUCCCUCCCACCGCUACACCCACCACCAGUACCAGCCCUCAACCUCUCAGCCGCGGUUCAGCAGGCUUGUCGACAGGCGCAAAAGGCGGCAUUGCUGGCGGCAUUGCCGCAGGAGUGCUCAUAAUAGGUCUUAUCGCAGUACUAUUUUUUGUGUUGGGAAGACAACGGAAUGCUAAUAUAAAGAUACCCGCAGCUGAGGAAGGAAGGCUGUCCCCUCUAACUGCAGCGGGAAAGAGGCAAGAGGAAAAUACGGUGACAGAAAAGGACGAUGAUACAUGCGAGAAGCCAGAGCUGCUUGGUGGCAGUCCGUUAUCUGAGUUACCGGCUAAUUUUCUCACUGGUGAGCUGGACUCGUCAGUAUUGGGAGGGAAGGCUAAAAGUGAUGCAGGUGAGAGCACUUUAGCAGCAGCUCAGGAAAGAUCGAGAGCUCCUGUGGAGCUUCCGGCUGAUGCUUGA